AUGAUCUUGCUUCCAAAGAGUGGCACUAGAACUGAGCCUGAUACUGACGGCAAUUGUGUAUUACCUCUUCUUCCUGCAAAGUUGGACGAGAAACAGGACGCCAGCUCCGUCUCCGUGGAUCGCGACAGCGGCAACGGAGACAGCCUGGACACAGGAGGCUGCGGCUGUGGGCCCCCGGUCAACAGUUCCCUGGCCGGCCCCACCACCGCCAUUCUCCUUCGCAACCGGUCUCCCAGUAGCUUGGCCUCGUCCGGCUACCAAGUCACAACAACCGGCUUGCCGGUCGACAUGUGCUCGGCCGGCUUCUCGCACGGGCUCAUCAACCAGCCGACCACGUUGGUUCACGUCUCCUCUUUCACGACUCCAUUCGUCGGCGCAACUCCCGUCGGCGCCGUCUCUUCUGCCUGCUUCUACCCGUCGGUAUCACAGGCCCACCUCAGCCCCAAGCGCCCCGCCUGCUCGGUCGGCGACUUUUCGCCGUUCGGUACCACUCCCACAUCGGGCACUGGUACCGGUGAUGUCCACGACCAGGCCGACUCGAGCUGGCCCAGCAGCAAGCCGCAGCUGGUCCUCUUCGACGUCACCCCCACCACCUCGUCUCCUCUUCACCUGCCGGGGCAGAUGAGGUCGCCGCUGGGCAGACCGAGGGAACAAACGGUACCGCCGGGACAGACUGUCUCCAACUGGCGCGACUCCAAGUGCCCGGAUCAGGAGCUUGUCAGUCAGAACGCCCCGGGCUCGCUGUCUCUGGCGUCCACUUUCACCACUUUCGCAUGA
Molecule: messenger RNA, 777 nt
Organism: Protopolystoma xenopodis
Lineage: Eukaryota; Metazoa; Platyhelminthes; Monogenea; Polystomatidea; Polystomatidae
Source: the annotation of a GenBank genome assembly